Messenger RNA from Callorhinchus milii (elephant shark), 3112 nucleotides. Its product is annotated as phosphatidylinositol transfer protein cytoplasmic 1. The transcript has 9 exons. Gene Ontology annotation, biological process: phospholipid transport. The record is from RefSeq and is a predicted model, not a curated record. Gene Ontology annotation, cellular component: cytoplasm. NCBI's taxonomy places the organism in Eukaryota, Metazoa, Chordata, Chondrichthyes, Chimaeriformes, Callorhinchidae. Gene Ontology annotation, molecular function: phosphatidylinositol binding; phosphatidylinositol transfer activity. Bases 114 to 1112 code for a protein of 332 amino acids.
AUAUAUACACACACACACACAUAUAUAUAUACACACACACACGCUGUACUAUUACAACCAGUUUCGAGGGAGGUGGAAAAAACAAACAAAAGUGUUUCGAGGAAGGAGGGAGUAUGCUGGUGAAGGAGUACAGGAUUUCCAUGCCGCUGACGGUGGAGGAGUACAGAAUUGGACAGCUGUACAUGAUCAGCAAGCACAGCCAUGAGCAGAGUGACAGAGGAGAAGGUGUGGAGGUGGUACAGAAUGAACCUUAUGAAGAUCCCAUUCACGGCAAAGGCCAGUACACAGAGAAGAGGGUUUACCUGAACAGCAAGCUUCCGAGUUGGGCUAGAGCAGUGGUUCCAAGGAUCUUUUAUGUCACAGAAAAGGCGUGGAAUUAUUAUCCGUACACAAUCACAGAAUAUACAUGCUCUUUUUUGCCCAAGUUCUCCAUUCAUAUAGAAACCAAAUAUGAAGAUAACAAUGGAUCGAAUGAUAAUAUCUUCAACUCUGAGGCAAAAGAUCUUGAAAGAGAGGUGUGCUUUGUCGAUAUUGCAUAUGAUGAAAUUCCUGAACGCUACUACAAAGACUCUGAAGACCUCAGGUACUUCAAGUCAGAGAAGACACAGAGAGGCAUGCUGACAGAAGGCUGGAGAGACACUCAGAAGCCAAUCAUGUGCUCCUACAAACUGGUGACUGUCAAAUUUGAAGUCUGGGGACUUCAGACAAGAGUAGAACAAUUUGUACAUAAGGUUGUCCGGGAUAUUCUGCUAAUUGGCCACCGACAAGCCUUUGCCUGGGUGGACGAAUGGUACGACAUGACAAUGGAUGAGGUUCGAGAAUUUGAACGAGCAACUCAGGAAGCUACCAACAAAAAAAUCGGAAUUAUUCCUCCCGCUAUCACCAUCAGCAACGUGGUCCUGCCUUCGCUAACCCGCAGCGCGCCCUCCAGCGCCCCGUCCACGCCACUCUCCUCCGACGCCCCGGAAUUCCUGUCUAUACCCAAGGAUCGUCCGAGGAAAAAGUCUGCUCCAGAAACUCUUACCCUGCCGGAUCCUCAGGAGAGACGUGCAGCCACUAAGAUAUCUGAAGGUGCAGCCUCUGGUGACCCAUUUGAGCCAAAGCAUGACUAGCUGCCUCUUUCAACCAGUGGUUUGAUUUCCAGAUCUCAGUGUUGUUCCAUCGUUCUCUGCUUUAAUUCUUCACCUUUUCAGCUUGACAAACUAGACCUUGGCCAUCCAUUUGCUCCACCCCUGAGUUCGUAAUCUCCACAGAUAACGUUGUGUCACCAGCUUACAGCAUCUGCCCAUUAUGCAGAUGGAUUGUCCCGGCUGUGGGGGGCUGUGGGGGUGGGGGGGGUUUCAAACACCACUGUGGUCUGCUUCUUCGAUGCUGGAUGUUAUUUGUGCUGUUGUACCGGGUCACAGAGCCGUGACAUUCUCUUGUGAGUUUGAGCCUAUUUUGGGUGUUAUUCCCCCCCACCCUGUGGAGCUCAAUGUUGAUUAAGAGAUCUCCCGUCUCGCUUAGAACUGGCUCCCCUUGGGGUUUAAUGUAGAAGUAGCAAUCUUUUUGUUUUGUCUUUACAAUGGGAUUUCAGCGUCUGAUAGAUAGAUCCUUUUCCUUUCCAAAUUAAAAAAAUGGUCAAUCACUCCAUAGCUGUUUGUGGGACAUUGCUGUGUGCAAAUCGGCUGCUGCGUUUACCUACAAAAAUACAGUCACUAUACUUUACAGUGAAACCUAUGAAGCGCUUUCAGACAACCUCCCGAUGUGAAAAAUGCUAUCAUCAAAAGCAAGGAUUAUUAUUAUUGUACGAUAACAGCUCUAACCAUUUCACAUAAAUCUGAUGAUUUGAAGUUGUCUGAUAGGAUGGUCCUCCUAAUUCCCAGUGACUGCCUGUAAUGUGUAUUUAAGAAUUCGGGGAAUAUCGAGUUAGGAAGAACAUUAAAGAAAUGUUUUCAGAAUGUUUUCACCUCCACAGGUUGUCUGAAUUUCCCAAACUCUGUGCAUUUGCAUUCUUCAAUGGUUGUGUUUCUGCAAAACUGGUUUCCCUGUGUAUAAAUGGCCAAAAUUACAAUGGUUGCAUUAUUACCAUUAACACAUUCUUUGAAUGCUGCUGGAAUGAAAAAUGCUUUGUAGAAUUGUCCAAUUGUGUAUAAUCUAUUUUAGUGCAGCUGAUUAUUCUUUCCCCCGUCAGAACCGAUCAAUUUGGAGGAAAAUGUAUCAUUUUGGAAAUAUUUUCAUCUCCUUAAACAUAGAAAAGAACUUGCAUUUUAAUAGCAUCUUUAAUGUUGAAAUAUCUCAAAGCGCUUUGCAGCAAUUACUGCUAAGUGUAGCAGCUAUUUUUGCAGCCAAGCAUGACAGCCAUUUUGCCCAAUAAUAAUUACAUAUUCAGAUAAUAAUAUAAAAUUGCCACACAAAGGAAGCUGUUGGACCUCUGUGCCUGUGUUGUGCUAGCUCCGUACUGGAACUAUCUACACAAACACCAUUUUGCUCAUUUGUUCUCAAAAUGUAUUAUAUUAACCAGAAUGAAAGCCAUUUGAUCCGUUUCACUUUCCAAUAUACUUCGUAAGAACAAAAUGACUCUUUUCUACGAAGGGAGUACAGAGCUGAGGCCUAUCUCGACCCCACGGGGAGGAAAGGUGAAGAAGUGAUAUCCACCCUCCCCCACCUGAACUCCCCCCCCCUCUUGGCAGGUGGCUAAAUACAGUAAUCUCAAUCGUGGGUCACCCAGCUGUUCCCUCAGAGAUACCUGGUGCAGAUAAAAUUCUAUUAACCAUAUUUUAAAAAAUACCAGAUACUCACUGAAGCGGAAUCAACUGCACUUAAAUAGGACCCACAGAAUGGGAAAUCUUUCUUGUGUCAGAGUUAGAAAGUUUUACAUAGAUCAGAACUGUACAUAGAAAGUGUGAUGUAAAUAUUGUGUCAACUUGUCGUGAACGUAAGGACAAGGUUUUCCUACGUGACUGGUUUAUUUUAUUUGUUGCGAUGAAGAAUCUGCUGCAAUAGUUUGUUACGAUAGCAUGGGUAAUAACAUACCUGAGUGUAGAAAUAAGAUCUUCAUUGCUGAGAACAAAGCAGGUUUAUCAUUUUUGAAAUUAAACUUCAAAGAAAUAAAAGAUGUUUUUCUCUGAAA